UGUGUAUUUAACCCGUGACACGAUCAGCUAUUCGAAAAUAUGCAUUUUCUGAUUCGGUUUGUGUGGAAGGUAUAUUUGUGCGAUUAUUUAUUGGUAUGUUCAUUAUUUGGACAUCUAGAUGUAGCACUAAACCUAAAGUUCUGAUUUAGAACUCUUAACAUCUAGUUUAGAUCUACUUCUAGAUUUAGAAUCAGGAUGUACUCUAUAUUAGAUUUACGUAAAAAUAUAAGCAACGCGUAUAAAAUUCAAUAAAAUUGAAGCAACUUUAAAUUUACUCAGUUAUUGACUGAAUACGCCAAGUUGGCUCUAAAUCUAGAUCUAAACUCCAGCCAAGUUUACUUUUUUUAUUUUUUACUUUGAAAAAUUAUAAAGGUCAAACUAGAGUUUUUCCAGUGUGGCCAACGAGCCAAUAUUUAUUUUCUCAUUGAUAUACACCAACUGUUAAAUUUCUCGGAAAAUCGUUAGAGCCGUUUUGGAGAUCGCCUAACCACCCAGGUUCCACGAAGGAGUGACUUGAAUAGAGGAAGUCCCAUGGAGCAAGGGGCAGUCAUUGACCAGGUACUUUAUGCUCUCAAAUGGAACGGUUUCUAUCAAAAGUCAAGGUUAGGCAUUAUCCUGGCUGCGUAUGUUACGGGGGCACUUCAUUAUAUUUCUGUUGUUUUUAUAGGGAGGUCAGUACCCCACCAAUGCCGCCGUUUGCUGAGUUUAAAUCUGACAAUCCAUGACGAGAGCUUCGACGUCCUGUCAAACUCAACUGACAUGCCGUACAGAGUAAGCUACGGUCAAUGCCGUAUUGACGUCAAAAACGAUACUGACGUCAUUUUCACCACACAUUGUCGAGAGGGCUACGAGUAUGUUGAGGCCAAGAUGUCUUCCUUUGUCUCUGAGUGGGACUUGGUGUGUGAAAAAGAGUAUUUCUCCGACGUCUCUCAAACUGUUCUCGCAGGGGGCUACAUCUUUGGAGCCUUAUUCCUGUCUCGAUUCGCUGACGCCUAUGGCAGAAAAGUGCCCUAUGUACUGGCCAAUUUGGUCUUCUUUGUGGCGGAAGUGGUCAGCGCCUUUUCACCCACUUACAUCUUUUUCAUCGUUUUAAAGUUUAUAUUAGGAGCUUCUGGUGCAUGCAUGUACCAGUUUGGCCACAUCCAACUUCUGGAACUGAUGCCAACAUCACACAGGGCCCUCAUAGAGAAACUCAAUUCUUUCAUGUGGACGGCGUCCAUGUUGUUGCUGUGUUUGGUCGCCUACCUGACCAGGGACCUGGACUGGCAGUACACUAUGGUCAUACUUGCCAUGUUCACCAACUACGCCCCUUUCCUUUGGUGGACCACAGAUGAGUCCAUCCGAUGGCUUUGUGCAUCUAAAAGAUACCAAGAAGUCGAAAGGAUCGUUGAGAAGAUUGCAAGAAUCAAUGGCGUGGAUCCCAAGACGGCUCUGGAUGUUUUGAAAGAAAACGGGUAUUCCCACAAAGACCAGGAACUCAAUGAUAUAGGCCUAGAAGUAUUACCAGAUUCAGUGCCGCAAGUAACAAGUGCUGUGGACCAACAGGGAAACAAUGAUAUCAAGUUGUCCAAGUUACUUAUCAAUCGAAGAUUUCUCAUCGUGACUUCUAUCACGUCCUCAAUAUGGUUUGUCGACGCUUUGUCUUACGAUGGACUUCUGCUCGUGUCACCAAGCCUGCAUGAAGACUUCUACCUGGGAUUUGUUUUAGCAGUGGUCAUAGAGUUUCCUGCCACGAUUUUAUUUUGUUUGCUAAUUAAUAGGAUUGGUCGAAAGAAGUGUAUUGCCAUAUUUCAUCUUCUGGCUGGAUUCUUUUUGGUGGUCUCAACAGUUCUUCUACAAACAACAAUUUCAGAGUACAUUCCAUACCAUUACUGGAUCUCAUUGCUUCUAUCUCUGCUCGGAAGACUGGCUUUAACAACAGGAUACUCGUCUGUACUCAUCUUUGUCCCUGAAUCAUUUCCCACUUCAGUCAGAAACAUUGGAUUUGGUAUGACAUGCGCAGUGUCUUCUUCCGCUUCCUUACUAGCUCCAUAUACCCGUACUUUGAGUCGACACCUUCCCUGGGCGCCUAAUGUCUGUUUCGGCGUCAUGUGCAUCGUCGUUCCCUUGCUCGUUGUGUUCCUACCCGAGACUCGUGGACUUGAACUGAGCCAGACGUUGGAUGACAUGGAGAAAGUGACCCAGAAAACAACGAAAACACAGCCACAAUAGAUUGCAUGGAAAAAUGAAAGCAGUUCAUCCAUUAUUUACUUUUACCUUACCUUUACCUAUCCCUUAGUCUUUUGGACCGUUGGGGCACCAGGCAAGAUUUGUCGACCGUCUUUCUCCAUUCCUCACUUUUUUUUGCCUUGUUCAGAACCUCUCUCAAUGGCAGGCCUGUCCAUUCUUUAAUGUUGUCCUCCCAUCGCUUUUUCUGUCUGCCUCUUCUUCUUUUCCCUGGCACUGUUCCCUGAAGAAAAGACCUUUCUUCAGGGAACAUCCAUUAUAUGGCAUAUUAUUUACAUAGACCUUUAUGCUUGUUUCUUGUUGUAAAUGUAUGAUGCCCAGAGAACAUGUUGACAAAAAAUGUUUUUUCUUUUUUACACUUAUGGUUACAACGUUCUUGCCCGGUAAAAAAUAAAGCAAACUUCCCCUCUCA
This is a messenger RNA of Biomphalaria glabrata, 2638 nucleotides long. RefSeq names its product solute carrier family 22 member 4-like. Gene Ontology annotation, cellular component: membrane. The transcript has 13 exons. The coding region runs from base 532 to 2211 and encodes 559 amino acids. NCBI's taxonomy places the organism in Eukaryota, Metazoa, Mollusca, Gastropoda, Planorbidae. Gene Ontology annotation, molecular function: transmembrane transporter activity. Gene Ontology annotation, biological process: transmembrane transport. The record is from RefSeq and is a predicted model, not a curated record.